Messenger RNA from Eptesicus fuscus (big brown bat), 411 nucleotides. It is a transcript of the gene KCNE5, whose product is annotated as potassium voltage-gated channel subfamily E regulatory subunit 5. Gene Ontology annotation, cellular component: membrane. The record is from RefSeq and is a predicted model, not a curated record. Gene Ontology annotation, molecular function: voltage-gated potassium channel activity involved in ventricular cardiac muscle cell action potential repolarization; delayed rectifier potassium channel activity; potassium channel regulator activity. Lineage: Eukaryota; Metazoa; Chordata; Mammalia; Chiroptera; Vespertilionidae. Gene Ontology annotation, biological process: membrane repolarization during action potential; negative regulation of delayed rectifier potassium channel activity; ventricular cardiac muscle cell action potential.
AUGAACUGCAGCGAGAGCCAGCGGCUGCGAACCCUCCUGAGCUGCCUGCUGCUGGAGCUGCACCAGCAGGGCAACGCCAGUGGCCUGGGCACUGGCCUCGGACCCAACAGGGGCAUGGGGGUUGUGCCUGACACCUUCUUCGGCCGCGAGGUGACCAGUCCCAAGGGCGACGACGCUUAUCUCUAUAUUCUGCUUAUCAUGAUCUUCUACGCGUGCCUGGCUGGAGGCCUCAUCCUGGCCUACACCCGCUCCCAAAUGUCCCAGGCCUGCCCCGAACACCAGUGUGCCAUGGGAGGCGCCCUGGCCGCAGCAAACGCAGAGACUGCCGCCGGUUCACCGGCUGAGGUAGGACGCCAUCAGCUCGCCCCUGGGGAACUGCCAACCCUCGCCCAGGGCACCGAGGGGGUCUAG